AUACGCCAACAUCGCUCGAUGUCUAGAACAUAGGCCAGGGAGGUUGGGAGCAUUAUCGACUCUUUCCUGUCCCCGUUACGAUGGACGCCAGCCAGAUCCGUGCCCAGAUUCGGAACACGCUCAAUGAGACAUGGCUCGACUUUUACCGUCGCAUUCCUCAUCAACCGCGAUCCGUCCGGUACCCCGAGUACGUGGAGAUCUCGUCCAGGGAAGGCUUUCGCACGCAGUCGAAUGAGAGGUAUAAAGGUAUGGCAGAGAAGAGGAAAUGUAUUCAGGAGCACAGAGCGAAGAAGGCCAGGGAGGCCAAGGAGAAGGAAAGGACGGACGCGGUCGCACGAGCUCGCGAAGAUGAACAAGACGAGGACGUCACGAUGGACGAGGAUCAGGAUGUCGAGAUGCAAGACGUGGGGGCGACUGAAACCAUCAAGCCCGUCUCGGCUCAUGAAGGUAGUUGCCCCUUCUGGAUCGAUCCCGAAGUACCGCCAUCAGACCUCAUCAUCGGAGGAACUGUUGUGAACCCUUCAAUCUCCGGCCCCACUGCCAGCGGAUCCACUCAGGUCCCAAUCGACUCGAAGCCUUUCGCACCCUCGUUCAUGAACAAAACAGUAUUCUUGGUAGACCCCAAGAGCGCGAGCAGAUUUCUUGGCAGUCGCCGACAAGUCAAGGUCUUUCAUCGUCCCGGAUUCAUGGAACCCAUCUCUCAUGGAAAAUACCUUUCCCGUACCGCCUUCUCUCCGGCUACCAGCACCGGGUCCGGGAACACCCGCGCCGAAACCAGGUUGAGCUCCACUUCGAACAAGCUUACCGCCCGUAGGCUUCCUGUCGACCUAAACCUGUACGGUCCCCCCUGCCACCCGGCCAGACAGUACAAGUUUUGUAACCCCAUCUCGUCGACCAUGUGGGUCUCCGAACAAGUGGUUUUACCGUUCUUACCUACAUUCGAGGAUGGGACGAUAUGGAACAUUGAGGGUCUGCAAAACCUGUACGACAGAAGGUAUGCUUGGAACGACGAAGAUCGGGAUCCAGACAUCGAUGUCAUCCUCGUUGAAGUUCUCGCCAGGCUCAAAAGCUGGCGCGAACAGAACCCAGCUCUAGCGAAGUUCGUCUCGCUUCCCCAGAUCCAGGCGACGGGGAUCUUGCCUCAAACGGUCGAUCAGAUAGAAGAAUGGCGGGCGUUCAGGGACCUGUUUCCGUUCCCACUUGCGAUCGAGGAGAUGGGAUCAGUUGAAAAUGGAAUGUCGCCACCGCUGCAACAGCAGCAACAGAUUCAACAGCAAGGGCAGCAGGAACAGCACCAGGCAGGUCUGGGAGGGGGGAUUACGCCGGCGACGACAGCAUCGGAUCCGGAAGUCAGGGAGGUUGACAACAUGGUCGCUCGGAGUGCAACCCCGAUGACGCCAACCACUGCUGCGGUAUCGGGUUCCGGUGUGCCAGGCCUGGCGACUCUGAUGGCCGCGUCGACGACAAAACGGAUCGAAGCGGGUCCGAGCCGGUUGAGCGCGGAGCCGAGUCGCUUCAAUCUGUCGUUGAGAACGAGCACGUCUGCGACCGGUUUGCCGGGCAGCUUGUCCCGUCGACAAGACUCUGCCGCGCUCUCUUCCCAUACGAGCAAAAGAGUCAAAGCUACGACUGCCGGGUUUUCGACACGUAGAGACCGACGACGACCGCGGCCAACUUGGACGGAUGUUCAAGUCAGGGAACUAAAAGCAGUGUUCAUCGAAUCCCGUCGAUGCCCGGAAGUGACGGAUGAAACGUUGGCGGAAGAAAGGGACAAGGAAGAAGAAAUGUUCUCGACCAUGAGGAACCAGCAAGAGCUCCUCUGUCCCAACGGGUCUUGUCGGAUGUACGCGUGUCCGUUUCAUCUCGGGGAUGCAGCCAUCGAGGUCAUCCCUUAUCUUGAUGUAUCGACUGUGCCCCCUCACGCAAAGACGUUGCUUCACUCCGAAGAUCUCGAGCGGAAGUGCUCGAACGAGUGCUACUUUGCGCUGCGCGGGGCCGACGACAACGUGUGUACGGAGAUGAGAGAGGCCGAUAAGCAUUUAUUGCGAACCUUUUUAAGCGGGCUGCCCCCCGACGGUGGGGGUGAAGGACUAUACGUCUGCGAUCUGGUCGAUCUGUUUGCUAUGUCCCAGGGACCCAAGGGCAGUGGGUGGUCGUGCUUACAACUCGGCCUCCAUGUCAAGCGCCUGUUCGACGCGUUCAAUACUACUGCUGUAAUUUCGGCUUCGAACGCGGUCGAGCCUGUCAUCGUUCCUGCGGCUAACAUCAAGGCCAAGGACACGUUGCCCGACAAGAUGCUGCCCAAGAGGGCGAGCCAAAUCCAGAAGCAGAUCAGACAAUUGACGGGGGAUGCUUCAGGGAGAUCGAGAAGCAACACGCCCGCAUCGGCCAACGAACCGGUUCCUAUAUUCGAACAGGAACACUACAACAUGGUCCCGAACGACUUGGCUCUCUGUUCGCAUGAAGGCCCGUGCACCACAGACAACUGCGAGUGCUUUAGGAAGCACAAUUAUUGCACUCGAGAAUGCAGGUGUCCUCCGACGUGUCGCCGUCGCCACCCGGGUUGCAGGUGCGCUCCCUAUCACGUGUCACCAGGCCUGCCCGAGAAGAGGAUGACUUGCGGGACCGACAAAUGUCCCUGCUUCAGGGCUGGUAGAGAGUGCGAUCCCGAAAGCUGCGGUGACUGCGGUGCAAGGGAGGAAGUUGAAAUGGCCACUCGACCAGAAGAGGAACGUGUGUCCGAGCAGAGCGAAGGUCAACGCUGGUUUCCUGGUAAAUGUCGGAACGUCGGCCUGCGGUCUGGGGAAUUCCAGCCAGUACGUGUCGAUUAUAGCAGUAUCCAUGGGUAUGGUCUCUUUGCCAAAGUCGACAUACCCAAUAAUACGCUUAUCAUCGAAUACGUUGGGGAAAUGGUGAACAACAACGAGUCAUCCAAGCGAGAGAACUUAUCUUCUCCCCUUGGCGUGAAUUAUUUGUUCGGAAUCAAUAACAUCAUGGACGUCGACUCUUUCCGUCGAGGCAACGCAUCCCGGUUCAUCAACGAGCCAAAUGACCCGAGAAUGGCAAACUGCGGGCCGCGAAUCAAGAUCGUCCAAGGAAAUCAUCGAGUCGAGAUUCGAGCGAUCCGCGCUAUUCGACUAGGCGAAGAACUCUUGAUGAGUUACGGCAAAAAGUUCCACAACAAGGAGCAGCAACUGCCCACUUCAACCUCAGCUCCAGCUCUGAAAGCUCCAGCACAAUCGAAACGAGCUGGAAAGCAGAAAGAGGUGUCGACGCGGCCACCUGGCAAGAAGCCGAUCGAAGCAUCGAAUUCGAAACGGAAGUUGCAGCGGAGCACUUCUGGGAGGAGUACCCCGUCCAGCGUCGUGCUGCCUGGGCAGGGCGAACCCGGACCUUCCUCCACAGCUGCGAGGAACGAUACAGCGGCGGCAACGGCGUCGUCUUCGAGGGUAAAGCCGACUUCUCAAAACGCAACGCAGGGGUCCAGUGCCGUUCUCGGAGGGCCGCAAUCGUCUCCCAUGGAUGAUGUGCCUCUGCUGGACGAUCCGACUUUUGUCGGAGAGAUCGAUCAAGACUUGAGUGACGACCCAGAUUACGAAGCAGAUUCGGCGGAAUCCGAUCACUCGAUGUAUACCGGGGAGACGGCGAGGAACAGAAAGAAAAGAAGGAUCUUUCAACUGGCGAGCAGGAGGUAGAAGACGUCCGAUGUAUUCUUGAGAGACCAAGCGUGUAGUGUACGCUGUGUCCCCAUGUCUGAUAUACUUCAGGGUGAUCUCUUGAAA
Molecule: messenger RNA, 3782 nt
Organism: Filobasidium floriforme
Lineage: Eukaryota; Fungi; Basidiomycota; Tremellomycetes; Filobasidiales; Filobasidiaceae
Exons: 12
Coding region: 81-3695 (1204 amino acids)
Biological process (GO): chromatin remodeling
Molecular function (GO): protein binding; histone methyltransferase activity
Source: RefSeq, a predicted model, not a curated record